CUCAUCCAACUGAAUGAUGAUGGCUCAAUUCCUGAAACUCCUGAAAAUGUUUGGAAAGCUCUGAAUAAAUUUGGUAUAAAAAAGUUCAAGCCUGGUCAAGAGGAAGCCGUUAUGAGGAUACUGUGUGGUCAGUCGACGAUGGUGGUUCUAUCAACGGGGUCUGGUAAGUCCCUCUGCUACCAACUGCCUGCCUACAUGUACGCCUACAGGAGUCGGUCCCUCUGCCUCGUCAUCUCCCCGCUUGUCAGUCUCAUGCAGGAUCAGGUGGUCAUGGAUCUUCCAGCCUGCUUGAAAGGAGCAUGCAUACACAACAACAUGACCCCAGAUCAGAGGUCAAAGGUUAUAGAAUCUGCUAUCAGCGGAGAUCUUCACUUCCUUCUUCUUUCGCCGGAAAUGCUCGUCGGUGGUUCUAUUUUUGGAGAUAACGGGAAAUUCCCACCAAUUUCAUUUGUGUGUAUUGAUGAGGUGCACUGCCUGUCUGAGUGGUCCCACCACUUCAGACCAUCCUAUCUCAUGGUCUGCAAGACACUACGCGAAAGAUUUGGAGUGAGCGUCAUGUUGGGUCUGACAGCAACCGCCAACAAAAGCACGAUACGGAGUGUCUGUCAGAACUUCAACAUACCCGAACAUUCCGUCGUGAUGAACGCUCCCGUGCCCACCAACCUCAUGAUCACCGUCUCCAGAGAUGAAGAUAAGGAUGAAAUGCUCAUCCAACUUCUCAAGGGGAGAAAUUUUUCCGGCUGCUCUUCCAUCAUCGUCUACUGCACCAGGCGGGAGGAAACCGAAAGAGUGGCUACUAUUAUCAGGACCCCCAGGAGAAGCAAACCAACACAGACACGAAAGAAGAAAUCAACGAAAGCCUUAGGACUUUCUCUGGCAUGGAGUGCCGAAUGUUACCAUGCUGGUAUGACGCCUGCACACAGGAAGAGGGUACAAAAACAGUUCAUGGCCGGCAAGCUAAGAGUCAUCGUUGCUACUGUGGCGUUUGGAAUGGGAUUGGACAAGAGGGACAUCCGCGGUGUCAUCCACUACAACUUUCCUCGCACCAUUGAGUCCUAUGUCCAGGAGAUUGGAAGAGCUGGCAGGGAUGGCGGGAUUUCAUAUUGCCAUCUCUUCCUGGAUCCCACUGGCUCAGACCUAAGGGAACUGAAGCGCCACAUCCACGCUCGAUCGCUCGACCGCAUCACCAUCAAGAAGUUCGUUCUACGAGUUUUCCAACAGUGCAGCUGUCUGGAAAGUGAUGGCGCCGAUGACGUCAUUAAAGUGCUGAGGAGAUGUUUCGGCCAUGAGAGAGCCCUGUCCAUUGAGGAACUGGUCAAUAAGUUGGAUGUUAAAGAAGAAGGUUUAUCAACGCUGUUGUGCUACCUGGAGUUGCAUGAUUGCAGAUACUUGCGCAGUGACCAACCAACGUACAACACAUGCGUCAUCAGGUUUUAUUCGUCUGUCAACAUUUUGCUUGACGUCGUCAAGAAGUGUCCAGUGUUGGGCAUGUUACUGACCAAGCGACCUGACCUGCUAUCCUCCGCAAUGACGUCACGAAUCAUUGAAUUUGACGUCAUCCAACUGGCCGAUGACGUAGGCGUUCCUUCUUACGUCAUCAAGAGGCAAUUGAGGGAUUUACAAUUUAUAAAUGAUCACAAUGGAUGUCGACGUAGCGGCAUAAUCGUUGAGUUCUCCAACCUUUGCUAUCGCUAUCGCUGCAGAGGCGACUUCAGUGACGACGAAAUAGACGGAAUUGUCGAUUUUUUGUUCGAGAGAGUGGACGGCCAGGAAAGAACGGAGAUGUACCUUCUCUACAAAUUUUAUGAUAUGCUUAAAAGCGCCUCCUACAAAACAUGUUACUCCUGUGGUGAUGAGGAUGGUGUGGACGAGGAAAGGAUUGACAGCUUGCGGUUGAAGCUGCAGCACCACAUGGAGAAUUCAUCGGAACACGUCAUCAGCAGGGAGAAACUUCUCGAAACAUCCUCAGAACUGGCAACACCUCAAGAGUUGUCCUCAUUAAGAUCAGACAUUCGUAACUUCAUCAACACGUACAUGCAUGACCACAUGCUCACCGGAAGAUGUAUUGCUCGAAUCUUUCACGGUAUCGACAGUCCAUGCUUUCCCACUCAAGUCUGGUCUAAAGUUCGAAGGUACUGGAGGUGUAGCCUGCAUAUUGAUUUCAACAUCAUCAGAGUAACUGCCACACAAGAACUCAUCAACUGGAGAAGAUAACUUCUUUCUCUCUUUUUUUUUUUUCCUUUUUAUUGUUAUCUCUCUCUCUCUAUUUCUCUUUUUUGUCAAUUUUUUUCUCACUCUCUCUAUCUCUUUAUGAAUGUGCGUUUUUGACGUGUUAGUUUUAUAUCUUUUGAAAUGCCUACAGAUUUUAAGGACGUGUAUAUUUCCCAGUGAACAUACCUCAUACACAUUAGCAACAUAACCGAACAUUUAAUCAAAAUAUAACCACACCAUGGCGGUGAUAAAUUUAUUGACGGUUAAAUAAAUAAACCUUUGAAGUAAUUCUCACCAUUCAAAUUCGUUCUAAUAAAUGUUUGCCCACUUCGA
Messenger RNA from Helobdella robusta, 2544 nucleotides. RefSeq lists its product as hypothetical. The record is from RefSeq and is a predicted model, not a curated record. Bases 112 to 2214 code for a protein of 700 amino acids. NCBI's taxonomy places the organism in Eukaryota, Metazoa, Annelida, Clitellata, Rhynchobdellida, Glossiphoniidae. The transcript has 16 exons. Gene Ontology annotation, molecular function: ATP binding; nucleic acid binding; four-way junction helicase activity. Gene Ontology annotation, cellular component: cytoplasm; chromosome; nucleus. Gene Ontology annotation, biological process: double-strand break repair via homologous recombination.